Molecule: messenger RNA, 5332 nt
Organism: Patiria miniata (bat star)
Lineage: Eukaryota; Metazoa; Echinodermata; Asteroidea; Valvatida; Asterinidae
Product: zinc finger protein ZFPM1-like
Exons: 6
Coding region: 380-3880 (1166 amino acids)
Biological process (GO): heart development; negative regulation of transcription by RNA polymerase II; positive regulation of transcription by RNA polymerase II
Cellular component (GO): nucleus
Molecular function (GO): RNA polymerase II-specific DNA-binding transcription factor binding
Source: RefSeq, a predicted model, not a curated record
CGUGCGCCCUCACUUUCCGUGCAGCGUGACAUCGACAUGUGUAGCGCAUAGCACGUGUUGCUGCAAGAACGUCCAUGGCAUUAUGUCAAAAUGUACACAGCUUGUCGCGGAAGUGGACCGUUGGCGACCGGACUCGGGACCGAGAUGAACAAACUGCUGUAACUCUCAUACAGUACGCACACACACACACGGGCCGUGGCAAGGCUAGCAGUGCUGUGACAUGAGCUCACGUCCAUGAAUACUCCGAGAGUUCCCAGGUCCACAUGCACUGUUUGCGAGUCUGUGUUUGUUGGCAGCUGGGCCCUCCGAUAAAAAAAAACGAACUUAAUCUGUCUGCGGCCAAACUCAGUCGGGGGAACGUCUUUGGUUUCAAAAUUCAAUGAUGUCGGUCAUCAAAAGAGAAGCACAGAGUAGGGACUCUACCCCGCCUCUGCCUCCUCAAGAAACUGCCACGCCCACGUCUGAGGAGUCCCCGCCCCCGGCCCCAUCCCAGGCCCCGCCCCGUCGUGAGGUUCCGGUUCCGUCCUUCGUCCAGCUCCCCGACGGCGGUCUGUUUGCAGAGAGCGGCGUCCCAGCCGGUACCAUCUUUGGACCGUACAAGGGCAGCAUCCGAAAGGCUCCCCUGAGACGGAGCGAAGAUGGAGAGCAGACAGCUGAACCAAUAGGUUUAAAAUUUUGUGACCCUGCUGGCCAGGCAUAUACCGUUGAGGUUGACAGGAUGGAAUGUGAGCAGCCAUGGUGGGCCUGCAUCAAACACGCCGCAGAACAUCACCAGGCCAACAUUACACUCUUCUCUCACAAUGGGGUGUUGUAUCUGAGAACUCUGGAGCAAAUUCCCGAGGGAAAGGAACUUGUAAUGGACUUAACCACGCCCAAAGAUCAGGGAGACACAUCAGAGGGUGACAGCACUGAUGUCACCAACCACUCCCCAAACACUGCUCACAGGCCACACCCUGCCGCCAACUUAGUGAUAGAAGGUCCUCCAUUCAAAUGCAACUUCUGCUGCAUCGAGUUCCGCAAUCCUGGCAACCUAGAUGCACACCGGGUCUACUACUGUCCAGGCACAGCCACUAAACUACUGCCCUGUUCAAGACGUCGAUUGAUAGCCCCAACUACGCAGGCUGAGGCAGCACCAGACACUUCGGUCGUGAAGACCACUCCCCUUCGGACAACGAAAACUCCAGACGUGCCUGUUGUGAAGAAGAUCAUUACCGUAGAGACCCCAAAGACCUUCGUCUGCCAGUUGUGCCAGUCCUCGUUUGAGAGCCGAAGCAACUGUGAGAGCCACAUGCUUCUUCUGCACUGCGACGAGUCAGCGAACCUCUGUAAAUUCUGCAACUUCAUCAGUGGGGACCGGAAGGGCCUUUGCCAGCACGUCUUCUCCCACGUGAAAGGGACGAGGCAGGAAACGACUGCCACUUUGCCAGGAGAGAACAGUGAUCCAGGUCUGGAUUCCACCUCGAAAACAGUCAAUGAAGUUAUGGUUGACGAAGGUGAUGAAAAAGAGAACAGAUAUACCCGUAAAUUUCAGACCAACGGCACGCAACCUGCAUCAUCCCCAGGAGCAGGACACAUCCCCGGAAGUCCCCGCAGUCAGGAGGACAAGUUCAUCUCUAAACUCCCCUCUCCUGAAAUGACGGCACCUCUGUCCAGAGAAGAGAUACGCAGCCCUGCCAAGCUGAUCAAAACAGAAAGUCCAAACGGCAUCAACGUGCACAGUGUCGCUGUGGGAUUGAAUCGGGAACCGGCCCAGGACGACAUACUGACUUGUGCCCAGUGUGAUUUUGCCACGUCGAGGGAGUCGGUUCUCCUGAAGCACGUGACGCACCACAACCACCUCCAACGGAAAACACAUGACGGGAGCGCAGACGCCCAAGUCCCCAAAAUGGACACGCCUGAUCAUUUAGACACGACUUGCCACCAGUGCAACAUCGUCUUCAUGUCCAAGAAGAACUACGCAGCCCACAAGCAGUACUACUGUGCGAGUAGACAUGCUGACAGCACCAGUCCCCCUGCCGUACCAGAGUGGGAUGACAAAACGGGAAAGGCGUCAACCCAAGGGAACAACAACAACACCAGAGUUGUCACACUGGACAAAAAGGACGGGAGCAUAACAAGGAAAACUCUUAAUGGCUCCGAUAGACACAGAGAGCCUUGCCCUUUAAAAGUUGUAUCCCCACGUUGCUCCCCAUAUGUUAUCAGUAGAACCUCAGUUGACAGUAGUCCUAGAAAUGGCACCCAACAUAGUACCUCCCAUUCAAGUGAAACUUCACCAGCCCCCUUGGCAUCGCCAAACUCACGAUCCAGUCCAGACAAGCCGGGGUUUGACCGACCUUUGCAUAUGAUACGCCUCGACGGUAAACCCCAGUUUCUGCCGCCAGGUGCCGUACUGCCAGGGCAGCAGCUGGUCCUGGUCACCCCGAUAGUCAUUCCACAGGGCUUGGGUACUGCUACCAAGCUGGCCAGCAACUUGAAGAUACCCGUCGUCAGGCCCAGCCGGACCGAGCAACCACUGGACCUCAGCACCAAGCCCAAAACUCCCCCGCUGUCGGAUUCCUCCGACACCGGCGGCCACAAAUCGACUGUGAUCACAUCGGAGCUGUUGUCUCAAACCACCAGUACCCAACUGCGUGAGCGGCAGUCUAACCGCUGUGAGGAAUGCGAGAUCUCAUUCAGCAAGAAGGAGAGUCUACUAGUCCACAAGCAGUUCUACUGUGCCAGUCGCCACAUGUACUCACCUCGUUCCCUGGUGAGAACUAAGCCGUACGACACAUCCAAACUGCAAACAUUUUCAAACAGUCAACCACAGAGCAAAAGCCCCAGCCCCGUCCACCUUGCCAAACAAUCACCAAAUUCAAACCACGGAGCUGGUUACAUUGAAACCAGAAAUUCACAAACAAAGGCAAACAUCUCUGCUCAUGUAAGUAGCUCCCCAGCAUUCUCUAGUAGCAGCACGGGAGGAAGUAAUGACAUCACAAGCUCACCAAAUACCAACCCCACCGUCAGCACAACUGCCAGCAUGAUUCUUCUCAACGGGAACUCUACGCACGAACGGACCGACUCGGCCAAGGUGCACAAUCCAAGCCCAUCAUGGUGCAGAACUCAAACACCGAAACGCUCGGCGUCAGCGCAAAGCAUCGAAUGGGACAGAGAGCGAUGCUUGCCACCGAUCAAAAGAAAGAAAAAUCUGAUACCACAGCCAGAUGAAGACUUCAGGCGGCUAACAACCGCAACUACAAACAAUGGCAGCUUAAUGACAAACGGUGUCAUCAUCAAGCAAGAGCCCAAAAGCACAGACUGUGUCACAGCCUCAGAGGGAUGCUCAAAUGGCAAAUCAAAGACAGUGGCAAACUCGGAGCCAACGCAGCAGCAUUCUCGGAACGUGUCGAGGACGUCCACACCCUCACCAGUGCCACACAAAACUACGCAAACCAUAAUCCAAAAAGCGAUCAUGGUCAAACAGGAGCCACUAGGAGACAUCCCAACCUCCAAUGGAUAUUCCAGAGAAUCGCAGGACACCAUCCUCAAAUCCUACCCGUCAUCCGCAUCUCUCCACCACCAACAGUCCACAAGUCGUACCGCUGACAGUCCAGACCUUUCCCCACGGCCACCCCACAUCAGGCACCCCAUCACCACACCGACCCCGCUCACCAUCCCCAUCUUCAGGCAUUCCUCCCCCCGGCUAGCCACGCCUUCCAGGCACAUGACUGUCAGUUCCUACCUGAAUACAGGAACCUCAAGGCCCCUGCUCAGGGGUGUCAAGCCCACGGUCAAACACUGCCGCAACUGUAACAUCUCCUUCAGCAGUCUGUCAACGUUCAUAGCUCACAAGAAGUACUACUGUGCCUCGCACCAUCAGACAAAGAACGCAGCCACAUAGCCAUAUCCCCAUGACAAACAACUGGUAUUUGACAUUCACGAAUCAGCGUGCUUUAAUUUAAAAUUAGCUAUCUGACAAUCCAUCUCCAAAGAGAAAAAUAAAUCUGUAUUAAACAUUAGCUCGUCAUCAAUGUAUUGCUUUCACUGGAACUUGACUUUCAUCAGUCAGUGUAUUGACAUUUCGAAGGUCAAAAGAUGCCAGCCAUGAAUGAAUAACUGAUGAAUGAAAAGUUUUUUCGGCAGAGUCAGAAGAGAGGAGUUCAUGCUCGUAAAAAAAAAAGCCAUCCUUCUCAGAAGUUCUCAGAGAACUAAAUAAGAAUGAUUUACACAACGCCUGAAUAAAUCCCUGUCAUCUGAUUGGUGGAUUGUUGAUAUGUCAUUGAAUUAUUCGUCCCAACCCACGGCCCAGCCGCACAGCAAAAAUCAAGGUUUCUAUUCUACGGUAAAUAGAGUUUCCAUUGCAUGGUCACACUUUGACCAAUCAGAUGACAAGGAUUUAUUCAGGCGUUAGGUAAAAAAAACUAGUGAAUGUUUCACAUUCGAGCAGUGAAAAGAUUUCCAUUCGGUAAAAGGUGGAAUGGAACAUUGCAUCUGCAACCUCAUGAUGUUAUUCUUACCACUGCACACACGAACAUUCAUUAUUUGCAUAACACAUGAUUUUUCUUUCAUACUGGAAAUGUUUUGCAUCAGCAUGUGCCACGAUAAGCAGCAGGCUGGUAAUGACAUUCAGAAUAAUGAUUCUAGAAUUGAAACUUUUAACCUGCUUCCUGAGCCCCGAGGCCAAUGUCGUGGAGCUGCUAAGAAACCUGCUAAGCAUAGAAGAUAUUUGCUAAGACUGUAAUGGGUUACCAUUCAAACUGUAUAACAGUGUAUAUGGCCCAUGAAUGGUUCUCUGCAGAUUCAUGCUAAGCACCUAAAAACUGCUUGAUAUUUUUCGCGACUCCAAGAAAUAAGGCUGAGUAAGAAAAUAAACUAGUUUCUUGUCCCUGCCUGGUUUCUUGUUUCCCGACCGCCUCUUUAAUUUUUUUUGAAAUUUUUAAUAUUCAUACAUUUGCGAUAUAUUUUGCACAUUUAUAAUUAAGUUGGGAGGCUAAUCAUCCUUACUCGCAGCUGAGAAACUGAAUUGCGAAGGACGCAGCUAAAACGUGGUCGAACCAAAGGCAUGUAAAGGCGCCCACAGCAGCAGCCAGCCACAUUGACCCAUGUAUGACCACGGAGCACAGCCAGAGAUCAAAAGUGUUUGUUUUUUCUGAAGGGAGGAAAACCUAGGGCCCGGAGAAAAACCCUCGUGGCACGGGAGAGAACCAACGCACAUCUCUACUCACAUAUGGUCUGCAGCCUGGAAUCGAACCCGUGCCACAGUAUAUAUUGUCAGUACAACUCAGGCCAAGUUCGCGCAAGGACUAUAGUUGACCAAUGGUUAACUAACGUUUGCCCGAACUCUGUCUAGUCG